AUGGUUCCUUUAGAGUGGCGUAACACUGGCAGUAUGAUUUAUCGACGAUAUUAUCACACAGCAUCUGCAUUAACAAAUGGAAAAGUAUUAGUUACUGGUGGCUUGGAUAAUGGUUCUUAUUUAAAUAGUGCUGAGUUGUAUGACCCACUAACAGGACUUUGGACAGCAACUGCUAAUAUGAACAUUACACGAACUGAGCAGACAGCAUCUGUACUAACAAAUGGAAAAGUGUUAGUUACUGGUGGUGUGAAUAAUAGUUCUUAUUUAAAUAGUGCUGAGUUGUAUGACCCACUAACAGGAAUUUGGACAACGACUGGUAAUAUGACUAUUUCACGAUAUCUACACACAGCAUCUGUAUUAACAAAUGGAAAAGUGUUAGUUACUGGUGGAUAUAAUAUUGGUUAUUUUUCAAGGAGUGCUGAGUUGUAUGACCCAUUUACAGGAACUUGGACGAUGACUGGUAGCAUGAAUGAUACACGAUACACGCACACAGCAUCUGUAUUAACAAACGGAAAAGUGUUAGUUACUGGUGGAUGGAUGGCUGGGAUUUAUUAUAAUAGUGCUGAGUUGUAUGAUCCAUUGACAGGACUUUGGACAACGACUGGUAAUAUGAAUAGUGCGCGAGAUGAUCACACAGCAUCUGUAUUAACAAAUGGAAAAGUGUUAGUUACUGGUGGAUCAAAUGGUAGUUCUUAUCUAAAUAGUGCUGAGUUGUAUGACCCACUAACAGGACUUUGGACAACGACUAGUAGUAUGAAUAAUGCACGACAUUGGCACACAGUAUCCAUAUUAACAAAUGGAGAUGCGUUAGUUACAGGUGGAUGCGUAAGCUCUGCUCUAAAUAGUUGUGAAUUAUAUUAA
Rotaria sp. Silwood2 is the source of this 861-nucleotide messenger RNA. NCBI's taxonomy places the organism in Eukaryota, Metazoa, Rotifera, Eurotatoria, Philodinida, Philodinidae. The record is from the annotation of a GenBank genome assembly.